Molecule: messenger RNA, 1607 nt
Organism: Grus americana (Whooping crane)
Lineage: Eukaryota; Metazoa; Chordata; Aves; Gruiformes; Gruidae
Gene: IGSF21
Product: immunoglobin superfamily member 21
Exons: 10
Coding region: 212-1585 (457 amino acids)
Biological process (GO): heterophilic cell-cell adhesion; homophilic cell-cell adhesion
Cellular component (GO): adherens junction
Source: RefSeq, a predicted model, not a curated record
AGGCGGGCGGCCGCCAGCUCGCUCCGCUCCCGCUGCAAUAAAUCGGCUUAAGGGCGGCAGCGCGGCGGGAUCAGCGGCGGGUGCGGGCUGGGCUGGGGGGGACACGGAACCGGGGUGACCCCCCCCUCCCCCCCCGUGAUGCCCGCCUGCCCCCCGGGCAGGGGGCUGGGGCGCCGGUGAGCCCCAUGGGGCUGCCCCCCCCGCCGGCACCAUGCGGACGAUGAGCCCCCUGCCCCUCUCUUUGCUGCUCUGGGACCUCCUCGACCUGGCGCUGGCCUACCUGACGGUCAGCAUCGAGCCGCUGCCACCCGUGGUGGUGGGAGAUGCCGUCACCCUGAAAUGCAACUUCAAGACGGAUGGGAAGAUGCGGGAAAUUGUCUGGUACCGGGUCACCGAUGGCGGCACCAUCAAGCAGAAGAUCUUCACCUUCGAUGCCAUGUUCUCCACCAAUUUCUCGCACAUGGAGAAUUAUCGGAAGAGGGAGGAUCUGGUCUACCAGUCCACCGUGCGCCUCCCCGAGGUUCGCAUUUCGGACAACGGUCCCUACGAGUGUCACGUGGGGAUUUAUGACCGAGCUACGCGGGAGAAAGUGGUCCUGGCCUCUGGGAACAUAUUCCUCAACGUGAUGGCCCCUCCGACGUCCAUCUCGGUGCUCGCUGCUGACACGCCAGCACCCUUCAGCCGCUACCAGGCGCAGAACUUCACCCUGGUGUGUGUGGUCUCUGGUGGCAAGCCCGCCCCGCUGGUCUACUUCAAGCGGGACGGGGAGCCCAUUGAGGCCACCCCGCUGCCGGAGCCGCCGGCCGGCGCUGGGAGCUGGGCACCCCGUAACCUCCUUCACCGCGACCUGGAUGACACCAAGGUGCCAAAAUCGCUGGCGGCUGAAGGGGAGGUGGGAGGCGGGCGACUCCCGGCCACGGCGGACCCCCCACGGGGGCUGGCGGCCGAGCGCGGUCCCGUCACCGAAACCAUCCCCGAAACAGUGGUGAGCCGGGAAUUCCCACGAUGGGUGCACGUGGCUGAGCCCAUCUAUUAUUUCCGCCACACACACGCACCCGUCAGCGACGGGACGGUGGAGGCGCGGGCCACCCUCACCUGGACCCUGAACCCCCAAAUCGACAACGAGGCGCUCUUCAGCUGCGAGGUGAAGCACCCGGCGCUCUCCAUGCCCAUGCAGUCCGAGGUGACGCUUGUUGCUCCCAAGGGCCCGAAGAUCACGAUGACCCCGACGAGAGCCCGCGUUGGAGACACCGUGCGGAUCUUGGUGCAGGGCUUCCAGAAUGAAGUCUUCCCCGAGCCCCUCUUCACCUGGACACGGGUGGGGAGUCGACUCCUCGACGGCAGCGCCGAGCACGAUGGCAAGGAGCUGGUGCUGGAGCGGGUGCCGGCUGAGCUCAACGGCUCCAUGUACCGCUGCACUGCCCAGAACCCCCUGGGUUCCACCGACACCCACACCCGGCUCAUCGUUUUUGAAAACCCAAAUAUUCCCAGAGGAACAGAGGACUCCAAUGGUUCACUUACCGGCCACCGCGGCUUCAGACUGGUUUUGGCGCUCACCCUAACAGUGAUCCUGGAGCUAACGUGAAGCUUUGCCUGCCUCUUCCUCC